Molecule: messenger RNA, 582 nt
Organism: Haemonchus placei
Lineage: Eukaryota; Metazoa; Nematoda; Chromadorea; Rhabditida; Trichostrongylidae
Source: the annotation of a GenBank genome assembly
AUGGCACUGUUGGCGAUUUACGACGAUUUAGCGCCUACAGAUGACAUUGCUAGCAAAAUCAUUACCGUUUAUUUGAUCUAUAGGGUCCGUGACAUUGAAGUAGGACUUCGGCGCAGAAAUCCUGGUGGGAUUGAAGAUAUAUUAGGCCAUCCAUUUAUGUCUUUUUUCCUUAACCUGGUAGAGUCAAAAGUUGUUGAUGACAUUUGUGUCACGUACCCGCUCCCAAUUGGCAUUGAACGUUCUAUUGUUCUCAGGAUUUUGAAUGGAAAAACCUCUGAAUUCGCCAAUAUGAGCGCCAUUGAUCUUCUCGCUGGUGGAUCUUUGAAUGAUGCCAAUCUCGGCUUCGCUGAAGCGGAACAGUUCUAUGUGAAACAAACAGCACGUUGGCCUGAGCAUCUUGACAUGGUCACUAUUCCGUCAAUCCUACCUUAUCCAGACCCUGAUGACAACAGUUUACAUGACUUGACACAAGAUGCACUGCUCGUAUCUUUGAUGGAAAGAAUAUCUUGCGAACCUUUGAAACAACUGCCGUUCAAAACCACACCGCUUAUGCCUCCACUUUAUCCUAUUCAGCCGAUAGAG